GAACUGGUAGUAGUAGAUUGCCCUCGACGCACACGGGUGGACAAGAGUGGAUCGUCUCGAUUUUUUUUCUUGUAAAGGAAAAAAAGAAAAAAACACAUCAACUUUACUCGCGCCUUUGGAUGCACGCCACGCGGGCUUCUCUGGAUUAAUUGUUUUGACACUUACCCGAAUUUGAGUCCUUUUUUUAUUUACUUUAAAACCAAACUGAGCAUAAUGGGAUCCCAGGCAUCAAAGGGAGGAGUGGCUGUCGACGGGAAAGCCGCCGUUGCUGACCCGGCUGCCGUCAAGACAAAUGGCCAGGAGAACGGCCAUGUUAAGACCAACGGUGACGUCUCUGCCAAGGCAGAUGGAGAUGCAGCCGCCACCAACGGUUCCGCAGAGGCGGCCAAAGAAUCCGAGGCGGGGGCCGGCGAUGCCAUCGAGCCCGCUCCCGCAGCCGAGGGUGAGGCUGCCAAACCAGAGGGUGAGGCCACCAAGGAGACCCCCAAGAAGAAGAAGAAGAAGUUCUCCCUGAAGAACUCCUUCAAAUUCAAGGGGAUCUCACUGAAGAAGAACAAGAAGAGCACAGAGGUGAAGGAAGAAGCCGCCGACGCCGCUCCGGCCGCAGAGGAGAAGGCAGAAGAGAACGGGGUGGCCGCCGAGGAGAAGAAGGAGGAGGAGGAGGAGCCCAAGGCGGAGGAGACACCUGCCCCUGCCGAGACCCCCAAGGCCGAGGAACCCGCAGCCAAACCCGAGGAGCCUGCCGCUGCUCCUAAAGAGGAGGAGGCGGCUGCUGAACCUGCUGCAGAGCCCACAAAACCAACAGAGGAGACCAGCUCCACACCUGCGCCAUCUGAACAGAAGGAGUGAUUGUAUUUCACAAAGGACUUUGUGAACUGUUUUUCCAAGAAAAAAUAUAUAUUUAUAUAUAUGUGUAUAUGUAUACAUAUGUAUAUAUACAUGGAUAUAUGUAUAUGUAUAUAUACACAUGUAUGUGAAAAAAAGACUCCUCGUGCCACUUUCUUCAAGAUUAAUAACAAAUGACAGACUAGAUUCACUAGUUCACUUCCCUUGAUAAUGGCUCAAAGAUCUGGGAUGCCGAGCGUAGGCCUGUAUUUUUACGGGACGUCAACGCAAGAGUGGGUUGAGAGGACGGGAUCCACGAGAAGCAUCUUUCAACGCCACCAUCGAACAGAUGCGAUGAUAUGAAUUGUGCAAGAUCAACAUCACCACAUAUAAUGACUGUUAAAAAAAAAAGGAAAUCGAAAAAGACUUGCCAACUUUCUACAUUCCUAUAUUUUAACCCAAAUUUAAGUAUUUUGUGGUGUAUAGAGAACCAUUUUAAAUAUCCUGAAGGCUUUGUCUCGUUUGUUUGAAAACGCAUUUUAAUUUUCAUCUUGGCUUAAAGAAAAAACAAAACAAAAACACAUUUGAGCUUGCUAUGUUCACAUUUUGAAGUUUUAAAAAAGCAGAGUUGUUAUGUGUUAAAUGUGAGCCUUGAUCUGCUUUUUGGUCUCUGUAAAUACAUUUGACCAAUUUUGUUCUUUAUUUUGCUAAUGUUUAAAGAUGUUACUGGUUUUAUUGUAAAGUUGAUAAUGGUAAAUAAAUGUUGGUUACCUACA
Paramisgurnus dabryanus is the source of this 1601-nucleotide messenger RNA. It is a transcript of the gene marcksl1b, whose product is annotated as MARCKS-like 1b. Gene Ontology annotation, biological process: central nervous system development; actin filament organization. Gene Ontology annotation, cellular component: plasma membrane; cytoplasm. The record is from RefSeq and is a predicted model, not a curated record. Lineage: Eukaryota; Metazoa; Chordata; Actinopteri; Cypriniformes; Cobitidae. Gene Ontology annotation, molecular function: actin filament binding; calmodulin binding.